Messenger RNA from Agrilus planipennis (emerald ash borer), 2322 nucleotides. RefSeq names its product protein bfr2-like. The coding region runs from base 1 to 2118 and encodes 705 amino acids. NCBI's taxonomy places the organism in Eukaryota, Metazoa, Arthropoda, Insecta, Coleoptera, Buprestidae. The transcript is spliced from 7 exons. The record is from RefSeq and is a predicted model, not a curated record.
AUGUUCGGNCAGAAUACGGUGGACGAACCCGUGGUGGUGAACCCGGUGCCUGCUGACGAUGAGGCUAACGAAGACGACGAUGACGACGACGACGACGACGACGAUGACGGACUAGACUUGGCCGCCGACGAUGACGACGACGACGAUGACGAUGACGUCAUCGAUGACGACGACGAUGACGACGACGACGAUCUCGAGGAUGUUCUUGAAGUCAAACGAUCACGUGAGUCUAGAUCGCAUAGUAAGAAAUCGCACAAGCGAAGGAAAAAUUUAAAACACGCGGCCAAAGUCGCCAAAACUAACAACAAAGUCCGAUGGAUAUCGAAGAUGAAGAAUCCUAUAUUCUGGGCAGUAAUCUGCCUGUCGAUCGUUUACGGAUUAGCGAAUCCAAUUUCACGAUCGGAUGAAAAUCCCGUGGAUGCAAAAUCUUCGAAAGAAGAAUCGAAGCAACAAGUCGAACCUCAAGGUAAAGGAGUCCUUGCAAAAGGUAAACUUGAAGAAGACACUACCGGUGUCUUUCAGAAAGAAAGUGAACUUGCCAAAAGUGCAGCAGCGCCCGCAGAAGAAAGCAAAGCGGUUGCAGAAACAAAGUCUAUGGAAAAAGUUGAAAAUGGAGACAAGAAAGCUAAAGCAAUUGGAAGGCAGUCAGGCAAUGAAGAAGAUGAUGACGAUGACGAUGACGAUUUAGACCUGGGGGUCGAUGACGAUGAUGACGACGACGACGACACAGCUGCAGACGACGACGACGAAGAUGAUUAUUUCGAAAGCUUCUUUGACGAUAUUUUAGGGGGAGACGAUGACGACGAUGACGAAGAUGAACCUGCAAGUUCUCCUGCAGCAUCUCAACCAGUAGAAGCUGCCCAGGAAGUGUCUCAAGAGACCGUCGCGGAACCGUCUGUCGAAGAAGCUGCCGAAGAAGCGUCAGCCGCCGAGUCCGAGACGUCCUCAGAGGGUACGGUUGUAGAACAAGAGCAAACGGGUGACGAGACCGUAGGCGAAAAAGACCCGAACGACCUUAACGAAUCGUCACAGAAUACGGUGGACGAACCCGUGGUGGUGAACCCGGUGCCUGCUGACGAUGAGGCUAACGAAGACGACGAUGACGACGACGACGACGACGACGAUGACGGACUAGACUUGGCCGCCGACGAUGACGACGACGACGAUGACGAUGACGUCAUCGAUGACGACGACGAUGACGACGACGACGAUCUCGAGGAUGUUCUUGAAGUCAAACGAUCACGGGCCUUAGAAAAUGGUCAAACCCAACUACCAUCGGCUUAUAUAACGAAAUAUAAUCGUUUUGUGGACAACAUCGUUGGAAGAAUAAACCGAAUUCUUAUGAAAUCGUACGAUCCAGUCAGGGUCAAACUUCAAUCAAAAUCAUCAUCCACCAAGACAAAAUCGACCACGAAACGUCGUAAAACGAAUAAGAAGACCAACACCCAAGCGGACAAAUCGGCACCGAGGGUCCCACCUAGCGAGCUUCAUAAAAUGGGAAAUUACGAAAUCAGCAGAUCCAUAGAAAGUGAAUCAAGAGAACCACCUUAUGUACUAGUCUCAAAAGCUGGAACCAUUUCAUCUUAUAAACCAACAACAGAAAAAAUGGAAACAAAAGCGAAAAGUAGCAGAAAGAGUACGCGUAAAAAUAGCAACAAGAGGAAAAAAGAAAACAAAGGGAAGAACAAUUCUACUAACAAGAAACAACAAAAAACAAGAGCCACUUUGUUCGGAUUAAGUUCCAUAAGAAGAGAUGGUGAUGUUGCGGUCAAUAUGAUGGCAGAUCAUACAACUGUCAAAGCGAAUUUUCUUUUGGGACCUUUGACUUUGAGAGUUGAAAAAGAGUUUGGCAAAGGCGAAAGAAGAGAAUUAAAGAGUGCAACCGCCACUACGGCCGAUAUGCAUGGAAAACUGACCUUGAAAAUUGUAAAUGGUGGAGCAGCAACAUUGCAUUCUAUAAAAGUAUUACAACCAAAGCAGGUUCGAAUUGAAAGUAAAGAAGAUAACGAUAAGACCCACAAAUACAUAUGGAAAAAGAGUUCCCAUAUUGCUGAGGUAGUUUCCCAAAAACUGGCAACAGCUACAAAAUCUAUGCUGAAACCACCUCCUCAUCCGUAGGCUUAUGCAAACUUUCUUUACAAUGUUAUUAAGGUAGACAAUUAAUAAAUCGAUAUUCGUGUGUAGUAUAAUACCUUAUGUAGUGAUUUUUUCAAGACUAUUAGAUAGAUUAAGUUAUUUAUUUAUUUAUUUAUUAGCCUAUUUUUUUAUAAAAGAAUAAGUUCUAGCGUUUUAUAAAGUGGUAGUACCUAACAUCUUAUUAAA